Alternaria burnsii is the source of this 1860-nucleotide messenger RNA. Its product is annotated as fructose facilitator. NCBI's taxonomy places the organism in Eukaryota, Fungi, Ascomycota, Dothideomycetes, Pleosporales, Pleosporaceae. The transcript has a single exon. The coding region runs from base 1 to 1860 and encodes 619 amino acids. The record is from RefSeq and is a predicted model, not a curated record. Gene Ontology annotation, molecular function: transmembrane transporter activity. Gene Ontology annotation, biological process: transmembrane transport.
AUGUCUGGGUACUACGGUCCAUCCUUUAAUCACAAGUCCUCGAGACCUCCAUCCCUGGCAGCGUCAAGAGCGAACUCAUACUACGCAGCUCGGAGUGCUCCUGUCACGCCUCGAAAUGGCUCGAUCACCACACCACGCAAUGCUUCCAUCGCCGCCACUAUCGCCGGCACGACAGCGAACCAGACUGCUGCAAACACCGCGGCCAACACAGGUCCUUCAACACCCGCGUUGCUCUCGAGAGUGAACAGCAAACUAGAGAAUGGAGCCAACGGAAAGGAGGAAACUCCUUCAAUGAACUCGGAGAUACUGCGCAACGAGAAGGGUGAACUCAUGAUUGGAAGGAUUGCGGGCGGCAAGCAUCUCACUGAUGAUGUUGAAGACAUCGACCCAGCCUGCGGCGAGAUCAAGAGAGUCGACAUCGACAUGCCUCUUACGCUGACUGAGAUGGUCAACCAUGAAGGCAAGGAGUACAUUGUCCUUAGCUUUGCUACUGGCGACAAAGAAAAUCCGUUCAACUGGAAUCCUUGGUACAAGCGCAGUAUUACCACAUUGCUGAACUUGAUGACGCUUUUCAUCGGUCUCGCGACAACGGCAUACAGUUCAGGAAUCGGAAGGAUGUGUGAGGAAUUCGGCGUUGACGAAAUCUAUGGCCAGCUUGGAUUGUUUACUUUCAACAUCGCUUGUGCCAUCGCGCCCAUGGUGCUAGCUCCCUUCUGUGAGCUUGUCGGCCGCAAGAUCGUAUACGCCAGUGCUUUCCUUUGCUUCUCGCUCAUAUUCAUCGGUCUCGCGCUCGCAAAGAACAUCUCCACAAUCAUCGGCCUCCGUCUACUACUCGGUCUCUUCGGUUGUGUCGGCACCAUUCUCGUCGGUGGAACCUUCGACGACAUGUACGAGCCUCACAAGCGUGGUCGCCCGAUGGCCAUGUUCGCCUUCGUCGCCAUCUUCGGUACUGUCGCCGCCCCCAUCUACGCCGGCUUCAUCGACCAAUCGCUCGGCUGGCGAUGGGUUGAAGGUAUUCAGGGUCUCGCCAACAUUCCUCUCUUGAUUCUCAUCUUCGUCGCCUUCCCCGAAACUCGUGGCGGUGCUAAGCUACACAAGCGAGCCAAGCAGCUGCAAAAGGCGACUGGGGACGACCGCUAUGUCGCAGAAGAUGAUAUCUACACUCCCGACGUCAAGUCCAUGCUUAAGGCUUCAUCCGUGAAGGCUAUCCGCAUGCUUGUUACCGAACCCGUCGUAUUCGCCUUCGGUCUGUGGAUUGCCUUCUGCUGGGCAGUAGUCUUCCUGUUCCUUUCGGUCAUUCCUAUCACCUUCACCGAGAAGCGUGGUUGGUCUGAAGGUGUUAGCGGCCUCCCAUACAUCUCCCUCGCCGUCGGUACUUUCCUCGGAUGGGCCGCCCAUCACCUCCAGAUGCGCAAGUACAACCAGCUACAGGAAGACCCUAAUGUUCGCGUCGUUCCCGAACAUCGCCUCUACGGUGCCAUGUUUGGCGCUGUCUGGCUCCCUGUCGGUCUCUUCAUCUACUCUUUCACGCAAUACGGAUACCUGAUCUGGGUUGGUCCCGUCAUCGGUCUCGCACCCAUCGCAUUCGGUAUCUUCUUCGUAUUCGAGAGCACAUAUUCGUACACUGCCGACUGUUACGGCGAGACCUCAUCUUCGGCUAUCGCUGGUCAGGGACUGAUGAGGAACACCCUUGGUGCUGUUACGCCACUUUUUGCGAGCGCAUUCUUCCACAACGUGGGCAGUCAGUACGCAGGUCUCAUCCUUGCAAUGUUCGGAACAGUUCUGAGUUUGAUUCCAUUCGUCAUGUUCAAGUAUGGACAUAUGCUCCGCGCAAGGAGUAAGUUGGCGAAGGAAUACUAG